CUGAGAGACAGGCAAGACGAAGGACCCGGAUGGUGUGGUGAAUCAGACGAGUUCUGCCUCAGUCGGGUGAUCGAAGCUCAUAAUACGGAUGUGAAAUGUAUAACAUCUACUUCAGCGGGCGUUAUUAUUUCUGGCGGACGCGAUGAUUUUGUGAAGUUUUGGAACAAAAGAGGAGGAGAGUUCUCAGAGGCGCUUUCGUUUCCUCAACCGAAAGGAUUGUUUGUGAACUCCAUAGGCUACUAUGAUUCAUCUGAUGGUUGGCUGGUGUUUGCUGGUCGAAAAGAUGGCUCGAUUGCAGUUUACGGUUCAGGAUCCAGUGAACCUAUGACUGUACUCACGCAUCAUUCCUCAAAUGUAUGCUGUCUGUACGUAGAUGAGAAAAAUCACAUCCUUCUGAGUGGCUCCUGGGACAAUAACGUUGUCGUUUGGCCAAUUAAGCACCUUCUAUUCCCAGAGUUUUCUGUAUGUUGUUAUACUUUGAAUAUCGCUAAUUUUGUUGCUUUGGUUGUAGGUGCUUAUUUAAGGCUCUGCUCCUCACUGGUCAUACAUAUUCUGUGUGGGCGUUAUGCUCUCCAGGUUUUUACCUCACAGGAAUUUUGUCGAAAAGUAUUUUAUUACUGUGUAGGCCACAACGAUGUUGUAAGAGCACUUCUUGUGAUUUCUGCUGAUCUUUUUCUAUCGGCCGGCAAUGAUGCGUCAAUCCGGUUGUGGCAUAUUCGGUCUGAUGUGUGUUUGUCCAGUUUUCCUUCUACGUUAGAGACGUUCAUAUUCAGCCUAUCCUUCGUUGAUUCGUACGUACUGUCUUGUAGUGAUGGUGGCCAUAUAGAAGUAUGGAAGAAAACCUGUGAUGGAGAUAAAUUUAGGUACAGUCUUGCUAAUGAAACUGUUCGCAUUAAUGUUUCUCUUGAUGACGGUGUCCCCAAUAUGCAACUUUUAUACAAGAAGGGUACAGAUCCAGCUUUGGCGUUUAUUCAUUCACAUUUUGAGGAUUACAAUCUCCCAGCUUCGUAUUUGGACGAAAUCACGGAAUACAUCAAGGGACAUGUUCCUGAGGCAGCUGCUGCCGCGGUGCAACCGACACAGAGGGUGACGGUAGAUGGGAAGGAGUAUGAUUACGCUUUUGACGUUACUGUUGAUGAUGGACGAAAGCUUCGAUUACCCUACAACUUGGAUGAAGACCCGGAAGUUGCAGCUCAAAGAUUUGUAGAAAAACAUAAUUUGCCAAUAUCAUUUCUAGCCAAGGUAACUGGUCUCUUACGUUCUCAGAGUUGUGACUCUUCAAAUACUAGUCAGUCCUCAGAAUUCCUUGAUCCACUUACUGGUAACAAUCGUUACGUGCCUAAAAAAACGUCUGGUUCUUCAUCCUCCGUUGCCAUUGCUGAUCCGUUUACUGGUACUAGUCGAUAUAUUCCUGGGAAUUCUUUUGAAAAUGUUUCUGUACAAGAAUUGAACGUUUAUCUGUGUGCUUCAGAUUCCGUUACAAGCAGUAUGAUUUCCAACUCUUGUCUUCCAUUAGAUAAGAAAAGACCACGCGGUGAACUAGUACCUGUUCCGUGCUAUUAUCGAUUUGGAAUUGAACAUUUAAGUCCUAAAGCACUUGCUAAGCUUGUUGAAGUAAACGAAAAGCAACACGUCUUGAAGUUGAGUGAUUCGCAGGUUAGUUUGCUGUGUUAUUUACUUUGGUUUAGUUCGCUAUACGUCAUCGAUUUUGAAGUCGUAGCAGCUGCACUUAACGUUGGUCUACAGUGGACAAUGACCGACUUAGUUCCGAUUCUUGACGUGUUUCGCGUAGCUUUGCUCCAUGAAUAUCUCAAUGCAUAUUUUUGCGAUAUGAAGAUCCGUGGGGAGAGUACACAUCAUCGUCUUUCAACAUUGCUAAUGAGUGAACCUCCAGAUGCAAUCGGUAUUCUUGUAUGUCGAUCAAUGACAAACGCAUUCACUCAUCCUUGUGGUCGCGACAUGCUUUGCCACGACUUCCAGAAUCUUUUUACUGCAGUUACAAAUCAGCUAAUGAGCAACAAAGUGGCAUUACAACUUGCUGCUACUUCGACCCUUGCCAAUUGGAGCUUAUUAUUGCUUAAUCGAUCUGAGAAGGUCUCGGAGUUGGGACCAAGAGAAGAUGCGAUUAGGGGUAUCGUAAAGAAGUGCGAAACGAUUAGCUCCUUUGGAUAUCUCAGCAGAGAUAGUAUCGUUCGGUUACUCCAAGCAAUAGUUACUUUUAUGUGGGGAGACACCACAGUAAUCAGGCUGGCAAAAUCAAGGAACCUGCUAAACAUUGUUAACAAGAUCAAGGAUGCCAUAACCGAUGAACAAGGGAAGAGCAUCGCUCGAGAUAUUAUGGAGAUGAUCUACUCAGUCUGA
Angiostrongylus costaricensis is the source of this 2361-nucleotide messenger RNA. The record is from the annotation of a GenBank genome assembly. Lineage: Eukaryota; Metazoa; Nematoda; Chromadorea; Rhabditida; Metastrongylidae.